AGCGCUGAUUGGCCGGGGCGAACGCAUUUAUUCCCUGACAAGCCCCCAUCACAUGGAUGGUUGUCUAUUAACUUGUUCAAAAAAGUAUCAGGAGUUGUCAAGGCAGAGAGAGAGAGUGUGUGUGUUUGCAAAAGGGGGUAAAGUAGUUUGCUGGCUCUUUAAGACCGAGGUGGAGAGAGAGAGAGAGGGAGAGAGAGAGAGGGCGGCAGGCAGAGAAAAGGGAAAAAGGAGGAAGAAGUUUUUUAAAUCCGAAGCUCCGGCGGUAAUAAUAGCAGUUAUUAGCAUUAUUAAUCCAUCAGCGAAGAGGAAGAUUCUGAUCUCGAUCCAAGUGUGGUUUUGGGGAGUCCCCCUCCCCCCUUUCAUACCCCUCCCUAGGAAAAAAAAAAAAAAAAAAAGUCCGGCUCGGGACUUCGCCGCCGCCGCUCCGCUUCUCCGCUCCGGGCUGGUUCCAGGCAAAAGUAGUUUGAAUGUACAACAUGAUGGAAACCGAGCUGAAACCUCCCGCCCCCCAGCAAACUUCGGGGGGAGGCACAGGCAACUCCAACUCGGCCGCGAACAACCAGAAGAACAGCCCGGACCGGGUCAAGCGCCCCAUGAACGCCUUCAUGGUUUGGUCCCGCGGGCAGCGGCGGAAAAUGGCCCAGGAGAACCCGAAGAUGCACAACUCGGAGAUCAGCAAACGGCUCGGGGCCGAGUGGAAACUUUUAUCCGAGGCGGAGAAGAGACCCUUCAUUGACGAAGCCAAACGGCUCCGAGCUCUGCACAUGAAGGAGCACCCGGAUUAUAAAUACCGACCCCGGAGGAAAACCAAGACCCUGAUGAAGAAGGAUAAGUACACGUUGCCAGGGGGCUUACUGGCGCCGGGCACCAAUACCAUGACGACCGGGGUAGGGGUUGGGGCCACCUUGGGAGCUGGGGUGAACCAGAGGAUGGACAGUUAUGCGCACAUGAACGGCUGGACCAACGGAGGCUAUGGGAUGAUGCAAGAGCAGCUCGGCUACCCGCAGCACCCGGGCUUGAACGCGCACAACGCGGCGCAGAUGCAGCCCAUGCACCGCUACGACGUGAGCGCCCUGCAGUACAACUCCAUGACCAGCUCGCAGACGUACAUGAACGGAUCGCCUACCUACAGCAUGUCGUACUCCCAGCAAGGGACCCCGGGCAUGGCCCUGGGCUCCAUGGGCUCGGUGGUCAAGACGGAAUCCAGCUCCAGUCCCCCCGUAGUCACCUCCUCGUCUCAUUCGAGGGCUCCUUGCCAAGCCGGGGACCUUCGGGACAUGAUCAGCAUGUAUCUACCAGGUGCUGAAGUACCAGAACCAGCUGCCCCAAGCAGACUUCAUAUGUCCCAACACUACCAGAGUGCACCUGUUCCUGGCACAGCCAUUAAUGGCACACUCCCUCUAUCACAUAUGUAAGACA
Molecule: messenger RNA, 1419 nt
Organism: Lagopus muta (rock ptarmigan)
Lineage: Eukaryota; Metazoa; Chordata; Aves; Galliformes; Phasianidae
Gene: SOX2
Product: SRY-box transcription factor 2
Exons: 1
Coding region: 468-1415 (315 amino acids)
Biological process (GO): anatomical structure morphogenesis; regulation of DNA-templated transcription; cell differentiation
Molecular function (GO): RNA polymerase II cis-regulatory region sequence-specific DNA binding; DNA-binding transcription factor activity, RNA polymerase II-specific
Source: RefSeq, a predicted model, not a curated record